Messenger RNA from Hevea brasiliensis (rubber tree), 883 nucleotides. RefSeq names its product germin-like protein subfamily 1 member 7. Bases 63 to 722 code for a protein of 219 amino acids. Gene Ontology annotation, cellular component: cell wall. The transcript has 2 exons. The record is from RefSeq and is a predicted model, not a curated record. Gene Ontology annotation, molecular function: manganese ion binding. NCBI's taxonomy places the organism in Eukaryota, Viridiplantae, Streptophyta, Magnoliopsida, Malpighiales, Euphorbiaceae.
GCUCAAGCAAUCUUCCUGAGUAAAAAGCUAGAGAAAUCCAGCCUAGCCUAAUUAACUACAACAUGAAAGGAGCUUAUUUCCUUGUAGCUUUUGUCUUCCUGGCUUUAUCUUCCUCGUUUGCCUUUGCCUUCGACCCUAGCCCUCUUCAAGACUUUUGUGUUGCAAUCAAUGACCCCAAGGAUGGUGUGCUUGUGAAUGGGAAAUUCUGCAAGGACCCAAUGCUUGCAACGGCAAAUGACUUCUCUUUUUCGGGUCUCAACAUUCCAGGAAAUACAUCAAAUCAAGUUGGAUCAAAUGUAACUCUUCUAAAUGUUGACAAAAUACCAGGACUCAACACUCUUGGUAUAUCAUUAGCCCGUAUUGACUUUGCACCAUAUGGAGGCCUAAACCCACCCCACACUCAUCCUCGUGCCACAGAAAUCCUAGUAGUUUUGAAAGGCACCCUCUAUGUGGGUUUUGUCACGUCAAACCCCAACCGCCUCAUUACCAAAAUUCUAACUGCAGGAGAUGUUUUUGUGUUUCCAAUUGGUCUCAUUCACUUUCAGUUCAACAUUGGUGAAACUAAUGCAGUUGCUAUUGCUGGAUUGAGCAGCCAAAAUCCAGGAGUUAUCACAAUUGCAAAUGCAGUGUUUGGAUCUAAUCCACCAAUUAACCCAGAUGUUCUUACCAAGGCAUUCCAAUUGGACAAGAAUGUGGUGAACUAUCUUCAGAAACAAUUCUAAAUCAACUACCAUUGGAGAAUGCAGUUGAUGAUUUUUAGAAAUUUUCCAUAUUGUUUUGAUCAUUAUAAAUGGUUGUAACAUAAUAAAGAGGUUCCUUUAUGCCUCUCCACGUUGAUUAAUACAUUAUAGAAUGCAGUUUGUUUAAGUACUUCUGUCUCUCU